UUGUGCGCUCAGUGCUAUCUCAGCCCAGUCAUAGUGUGCAUCUCACCGAUUUUACAACUCGUGAUGUCACGACGUUGAUAGUACUGGCGAAUAAUUUCAAGAAGAACCAAUUAUGAAACUCGUCAAUCUAAGAUAUCUUCUAAAAGCCGUUUUGCUGUUGGCAAUGGCGAGCAGCGGAACGUGUUCAGGCCCCGUUUACAAGACGAACGCGGAAAUCGCUGCCAGCACCGGCGAGACGGCGGUGGACGGGCUCACGACGCAGACGGUCUACGGCUUCCUGGAUUUCACGACGACCAUCGCCAACACCGUCAUGGUCUUUUCACCCCAGAGCCAGAAAGUGGCUGAAAUAAACCCAACACCAGUUGUGAAAAUCCCCCAAACAACACCUCCUCCUGUGGUUUCUACUAAGGUUGAAGUCAAAACUAAUCCUAAUAGCCAAGCUGUUGAGAAGCCUAAGGCAAAACCUCAGCCACCAAAAGUGAAGGUGGAGGUAUCAAAACGAACUGACGAAAAAGUGGCUAAAAAUCAACAACCCAAAAGCCUGUCGGUCAAUGUUGUAAAAUCAGUAGGUACAGGAGAAGUGAAGACUGAUUUGAAAAAGAAAGUCACAGUUAGCUCGAAUAAAAACCAAGAGAGCAAAAAAGAGGAUGCCAAUUCUCUAUUUGCAAACCGUUUGGAUCAAUCGGAUGACCUGACAAAAUCACCAUCUGAAAAGCUGAGUGAAACAUAUAAGAUAAUUGAAGUCGGAUCUUCUGUUAAGUCGAGAAACGAGCCAACAGGAUUGGUGACAAAAUUGGGAGGCACCGUUGUCAAAGAUGGGCUUACGACAGUUCACGAGACCAGUGUCAUUGGGACUUACAUAUCCGGAAAAUAUGCCCAAGUGCUAAAGAGCAAUUCACGUGUCGUCCAUAAUCAAUUGCCAUCUAUCCAUAAAUCCAUUUCUCCUGUCAUUAAAACGAAGCAUCACAUAGAGCCGACAGUGCUAGAAGACAGCCUCCCCCUUGAAGCUCUUUUCACAACUGCCUCUGGUCAAACAUUGGUCCGGCACACAAGAAGGCCUGCGGUUUCUCCACCAUUCAAAAACAGACUGCAGAGAACUAAGUCCCAACAGCAAGAACAACCUCCAUCCACUGAACAACCAUCACGAUUAGAUAAAAAGAAAUCAAAACCAGCAUUUAAGUUAUCCCAUAACAGGUUUACAAGGACGAGUGCUAGUGAAGUUCCUACAGUAUCAGUAUUUCCUGAGACAAUUGCUACGACCAGGCGUUAUCAUAGACAACGUUCAGCUUCGUCCACAGUUAACAGCAACAACAUAGAAACUGGCUCGAGGCGUUAUAAGCCCAGACCUAGUUCUGUUAUUGCUGAAGCGUCAACAAGUCUGUACAAGUUUAAACUGGCUAGGCCGCAGGGAAGGUGGCACUACAAAACAACACCCAAACCUCGUGUUGCGAUCAGGAGACAAGAUGAAGAAAAUCCGACUAUCCAGUCGACACCGACACUUCCUGAGUUAGAACAAAGUGAGCAGCAAGUGGAGCUGAGUGAAAGUCAAAUUUCACCUUCUGCUACUCCAACUCCAUCACUCCCUAUUCAUACCAUCAAGGUUGAAAUAUCAACUCCAUCAAAUUUCAGCAAUGUCUAUUAUGAAAUCGCCACCAUCAAAUCACCUUACACAUUCCAGGUGGGAACUGUCAAAAAUACACGUUAUAUCACAUUGACGUCUACAUUUGAAAAAUUGCUCGUUCAGCCAAGUAGUUCUUCCAGUGAGCCGCUGACAGAAAACAUCUUGAUGAAAACUCCUGUUUACGAUAAAGAAGCUCCUGUUGUGACACUGCCUCCAAUAAAUAUCGCUGCUGGAGAGAUAGUACCGCUAGAAACGAUGACCGACACAUUUAGCACUAGUGAAAUUUUACUCAAAACUCAUCUUCUUCCAGUUGUCAGAGACAGUAAUACAACAACAAUAACUUUGGUGCAAACGUAUGAAGUAACCAAAGUUGUCAGCGCAACUAAAACACUACCACCAACAGAAUUAUUUCAAUUUAUCCCCAGUAAAACACUUAAUGAAUUUAAUACACGACUUGAUGAAGCUGGAUCUGAAUUACACUUAGAGUUAGACUUUGGAGAUAACGACAAUGAUGAGGAACAACAUUCGAUUGCAGUACUACCUGACUUUCCCAAUGCUACAAUUGAAGAAGUAACCUCGACUACUCCUCAACCGACCCAACCUCCUCAAGAACAAUUGACUCCAGAAAAAUUGCAACAGCUUGCAUUUUUAAGAUUGCUAAAUCCUAAUCAGCCUCCAAUAGUUACAUCAACACCAGUGCUCUCGGUUCAGACUGUUUUUGAAACACACGUUAUUCCAGUUUUUAACGGCCUCAGCACUGUGUUUAGCACAAUUUCAAGACCGGUGAAGACAGUAACAAAUACCCAGUAUAUGACAAGUACGGUACAACUGCCAAGUCUACCAUUGCCAUUUUUGCCGACACAACCACUCCUUCAACCCAUGAUCACAUCCAGCCCGGUUGUAACACAAACAAUUAUCACCCAAACCAAUUCUAAAGUGCUUCGAUUAACGUUUGGCGCUAAGACAGCGUAUACAACUUUAUAUUCAACCACUGUCCUGCCCACAUUGCUUACGACAUAUUUGACAACUCAAGUGCCGAUUCAACCGACUGUCGGUCCUUACCCUUCACCAUUUUUCCCUCCAUUCAAUCCUUUCUCAUUUGUCGGUUAGGUCCGAAUGUAAUGAUGGAUAAAGAAUUGUACGAAGAACAUGAGAUUGCUUAGGAGAAGUGAAACCUAAACUUGGAUAUAACUUUUCUGUCUUAAUUUACGCUUAAAAAUGAAUUUCACAUACUGGCUUGUACACAAAAUUCAUUGUAGCUAUUAAAAUACAAUUCAAUUUAUUGCUAACAAUUGUUUCAAAGAAAAGUGUUUAAAUUAUUUCCAGUAUAAAUAAUGCAUGUAAAAUAGGGAUAAAGUGUUUAUUUAAAUUAUUUAACUGGCAUAAUGAACAAAGAUUAUAAAAAUCCUCUUUUUUCAAUUCUUUUUCUUUUCCUUCUCCAAAACAGUAAUUUUGCUCCAAUGAUAUGUUGAUAUUAAUAAAAUAAUAUUAUUGCUUUGCGUUACUGUCAGUAGGAAUUUAUUUUCUGAAAUAUUUUUAUUCGUUUAAGAUGUUUUUAAACAAAAACGGAAUCAAAUAUCAUUUUAAAGUUUCUAUUUUGCCAUUAGAGCCUAAAUUAAUCUAUCGAUGUAUUUUUUCUUCAAAAAUACAAAAGAAUUUUUUAUGUUGUUUUUAUUUAUGUAUUUUAGGAUUAAGAUUUGUUUUAAAGAUUGUAUAAAAUCAAAUGUUACCAAUUUCCUUUUACACUGUGAACCUGGUUCACGUACUUUUUAAAUAUAUUAAUAUUU
Molecule: messenger RNA, 3408 nt
Organism: Cimex lectularius (bed bug)
Lineage: Eukaryota; Metazoa; Arthropoda; Insecta; Hemiptera; Cimicidae
Exons: 7
Coding region: 113-2731 (872 amino acids)
Source: RefSeq, a predicted model, not a curated record